Molecule: messenger RNA, 408 nt
Organism: Diabrotica virgifera virgifera (western corn rootworm)
Lineage: Eukaryota; Metazoa; Arthropoda; Insecta; Coleoptera; Chrysomelidae
Gene: Dop1R1
Product: dopamine receptor 1
Exons: 3
Coding region: 1-408 (135 amino acids)
Biological process (GO): adenylate cyclase-activating adrenergic receptor signaling pathway
Cellular component (GO): membrane
Molecular function (GO): G protein-coupled receptor activity
Source: RefSeq, a predicted model, not a curated record
AUGUUUCUGUCGACAAUAUUUUUAUUAAGUUUUUUUGUUUCAGGUGUAUUUCUCUCCCUUUUAAUUUUUCUCUCAGUAGCUGGUAAUAUUUUGGUGUGCGUCGCCAUCUAUACAGACCGGGGCCUACGCCGAAUAGGAAACCUUUUUCUAGCCAGUCUGGCCAUCGCCGAUCUCUUUGUGGCCUGCCUGGUGAUGACAUUUGCAGGUGUCAAUGAUAUUUUAGGAUAUUGGAUUUUUGGUGCUCAAUUCUGUGACACUUGGGUGGCCUUCGACGUCAUGUGCUCAACAGCUAGUAUACUCAAUCUUUGCGCCAUAUCACUAGAUAGAUAUAUUCACAUAAAAGACCCCCUUAGGCCGUCCUUACAUGGAGCGACGCUCGAAGUAAUCGACUCGAUUCCAAUCGCGUAG